GCUUUGUUUGUGUUUGAAGCUUUAAAAAUGGCCGUGCAUAGGCAACUUGUUUACCGCCACUGUUAACAGCAAUGUUUUUUGUUUUUUUUGUUUCUGCUUCGUGUAAUACGCUCGCAGUUGGAACAAGAAUGUCUGGGUGACGGUAUUGCUUCACUUUAUUGACUGGAGGUACUGACACGCCUGCUACCAAGUUGUGCUCUGUCCCUUGCAGUUCUCAACCCGUCAAUGACAGUUCGCGCACCGAUACUGCAUCACGACGGGAAUUUACCGACCUCCCGUGCUAACGGUUAUGUGCAAUGACUCGACCUGAUCCUCGUACCCUCUGGUGUGCUUCGCAAGCUCGGUUUCCAGGCUGUCCAUCGGUUUGUUUGCCAGGAGCCCGUUAUGCGGAGAGCCGUAGUUUGGAUUCUAGCUCAUGUGUUCAGAUCGUCCUUCUCUGAGUGUAGUACAGUCGGCGCAACCUGCAGAACGCUGAGUCACUGUGGAACGAUGAUCGAGAAGCUAGAGAAAGUGGAAGGUGCUGUAGGUAAGGAGAAUGACCUAGUCUUGAAGCCGGCCGAAAGCAGUGACGUUGAGGAAGUCGUCGUGUUCUUCGGAGGCGACACGCAGGAUUUCCCCGAAGCAAUGCUGAAGCAUCGAGACAACAGGCGUUAUGUCCAGUGGAACCUAGAGUACAUGGCUACCCUCAUGGGCAGCCACUUCCCCCAGGGCCACUGCAUCGUUGUGCGUCCCAGGCGUCUCCAGUUCCUCACCUUCAGCUGCUAUGACAACUUUGUCAACGGCAACGACAUGGGAGCACCGACCCAUGAGUUCAGCGUCUCUGGUCUCGAACAUUUUCACAAGCUCCUGAUGAACACUGCUGAGCGGCUAAAAUCCAGGACCAGCAAGUCCUGGCAUGCCGUGGGCAGUGCAAUCCAGGGGAAGCCCUUGGUUCUCAUUGGGUUCAGCAAAGGCUGCGUUGUCCUCAACCAGAUCCUUUACGCCAUCAAAGCGCUCGAACUAAACCCGGACGAUGAUCUCUGCGCAUUCGUUGGGAGGAUCAGGCAGAUGUACUGGCUGGACGGUGGGCACUCCGGGGGCUCCAACACUUGGGUCACGAAGGAGGUCGUCCUCAAGGCUUUCGCACAGCUGGACAUCAAGGUCAACAUCCAUGUGACUCCUUACCAAGUGCUCUGCAACUCAAGGCCCUGGAUUGGGAAGGAGGAAAAAGGGUUCAGGGAAACGCUGAAGAAGCUCGGCAUGGAUGUCUCCAGAAAACUACACUAUGCGGACGAGCAGCCGUCUCUGGACAUGCACUUCAAGCUUUUGGAGGAGUUUAUGCCUCGUGCUGCGCCCGUGCUCUGAAGAAGGGAACUUUUUUUUUUUUUUUGUCACUCGUUGAGAACUAAAAGCCUUAGCAAUAUAGAAAAACAAAAACAAAAGCACUUGUAUUCAUGGUCACAGUAGAUGCUGUUUUCUAAUUUAUCAUGGGUCCCUUUUUUGACUGCUAGUGUAUAAUGCACUGUUUGCCUUUUUUGAUUGUAUGACCCAGAGUUCUAGGAGUCCCCUUUUUGCGGAUACAUUCAAAGACUGAAUUUGUCUUUCUUCAGAAAUACAUGUGGCUUGUUGGAAUGUCA
Molecule: messenger RNA, 1616 nt
Organism: Ixodes scapularis (black-legged tick)
Lineage: Eukaryota; Metazoa; Arthropoda; Arachnida; Ixodida; Ixodidae
Product: UPF0565 protein C2orf69 homolog
Exons: 2
Coding region: 385-1344 (319 amino acids)
Cellular component (GO): mitochondrion
Source: RefSeq, a predicted model, not a curated record